This is a messenger RNA of Varanus komodoensis (Komodo dragon), 1249 nucleotides long. RefSeq names its product cleavage and polyadenylation specific factor 4 (gene CPSF4). Gene Ontology annotation, molecular function: zinc ion binding; RNA binding. The record is from RefSeq and is a predicted model, not a curated record. The coding region runs from base 138 to 947 and encodes 269 amino acids. The transcript is spliced from 8 exons. NCBI's taxonomy places the organism in Eukaryota, Metazoa, Chordata, Lepidosauria, Squamata, Varanidae.
GGGAGCUUCGCCUCGGGUCGCCUCAGGCGUUCCUCGCGGCGCGGGGAGAGCGGCCCCGCGGGAGGCGCGUCCCCUCCCGCUCUUUCCUCGGCGUUUCUGGAACCGCCGCCGGCGCCGCCGGUGCCUCCGCCGCCAUCAUGCAGGAGCUCAUCGCCAGCGUGGAUCACAUCAAGUUCGACCUGGAGAUCGCGGUGGAGCAGCAGCUCGGGGCCCAGCCGCUGCCCUUCCCGGGCAUGGACAAAUCGGGUGCUGCUGUCUGUGAUUUUUUUUUAAAGGCGGCAUGUGGGAAAGGAGGGAUGUGCCCCUUCCGGCACAUUAGUGGCGAGAAGACGGUGGUUUGCAAGCACUGGCUACGAGGGCUGUGCAAGAAAGGCGAUCAGUGUGAAUUCUUACAUGAAUACGACAUGACCAAAAUGCCAGAGUGCUACUUUUAUUCAAAAUACGGAGAAUGCAGCAACAAAGAGUGCCCAUUCUUGCACAUUGACCCAGAAUCUAAGAUCAAAGAUUGCCCUUGGUAUGACCGAGGUUUUUGCAAACACGGUCCCCUCUGCAGACACAGGCACACACGUCGUGUGAUUUGCGUGAAUUACCUGGUGGGUUUCUGUCCAGAGGGGCCAGCUUGCAAAUUCAUGCACCCUCGAUUUGAACUCCCCAUGGGAACCACGGAGCAACCACCACUGCCUCCACCAACACAGCCACAACAAAAGCAAAACAACAAUCCUCCAUUACAAAGAUCAUCAUCCCUCAUCCAAUUAACAAGUCAGAACUCUUCUCCUAACCAACAGAGGACCCCACAGGUCAUUGGAGUUAUGCAGUCUCAAAACAACAGCAUAGCGAACAGAGGUCCUCGGCCCUUGGAGCAGGUCACCUGCUAUAAGUGUGGUGAAAAAGGACAUUAUGCCAACAGAUGUACCAAAGGACAUUUGGCCUUCCUUAUUGGACAGUGAGCCAGAAGACCGUAUGGCACUUUUAUUAUUAUGGGAGCCGAGUUAUGCUGAGCGCCAUCUUGAACUGGUGAUCCACCUUUUUAAAUGCGUAUAACCAAAAGGGCCUGGCCAACUGGGGACUACUGAUCAACGUUUUUGGCAUUUCAUUAUUUGUUUUACUCUUUUCGAGACAGUGGUGCCUGCCUUCAUUCCAAGAAUGCAGUGAGGAAGCAGGUCGAAGACAAAUGUGAAUAUACAAGCCUUCUUUAAUGCAAUAUUUGGAAUAGGCACUUUUGUACUAAUACACUUGGCCUUGAAGUCUU